Molecule: messenger RNA, 519 nt
Organism: Frankliniella occidentalis (western flower thrips)
Lineage: Eukaryota; Metazoa; Arthropoda; Insecta; Thysanoptera; Thripidae
Product: B-cell receptor CD22-like
Source: RefSeq, a predicted model, not a curated record
GAAAGCAACGAGGGGAAUAUAUCGACAUCGACGCUGACCUUCACGCCGACGCAGCGGGACAACAACACGGCGCUGAUGUGCCGCGCGGAGAACACCAACCUGUCCAACUCGGUGCAGGAGGACGAGAUCAAGCUCAACGUCUACUAUCCGCCCACCCUGCGCCUCGAGCUCGGCAAGGGGAUCAAUCCGAACGACAUCGAGGAGGGCGACAACGUGUACUUCGAGUGCCACGUCAACUCCAAUCCGCCGGCGUACAAGGUGGUGUGGAAACACAACGGCGUGCCUAUCCAGGGCAACACGCGCGCCGGUGUGAUCCUGAUCACGCAGAACCUCGCCUACCAGAGCAUCCAGAGGCCGCAGGCCGGCAACUACUCGUGCGUGGCGUCCAACGUGGAGGGCGACGGCACCAGCAACAUCAUCACGCUCAACGUCAUGUGUGAGUGGCACUCUACUUUACAUAUUCAGUUUCAAACGCGGUGACAGGUAAUGUGUGGGGCUGCAUACUGCAUUUGAAUGUUU